This is a messenger RNA of Penicillium antarcticum, 915 nucleotides long. RefSeq names its product pyrroline-5-carboxylate reductase. The coding region runs from base 1 to 915 and encodes 304 amino acids. Gene Ontology annotation, biological process: L-proline biosynthetic process. The transcript is spliced from 2 exons. Gene Ontology annotation, molecular function: pyrroline-5-carboxylate reductase activity. The record is from RefSeq and is a predicted model, not a curated record. Lineage: Eukaryota; Fungi; Ascomycota; Eurotiomycetes; Eurotiales; Aspergillaceae.
AUGUCCAAAGGCCAAACCCUAGGCUUCAUCGGAUGUGGAAACAUGGGCGGAGCCGUCCUAAACGGCAUCCUAACCUCCGCAUUCCCAGCCAACCAAGAAAACACCUCAACCACCAAACAACCAAUAACAACCUUCAAAGCCUGCACAAAGACCGCAUCCUCCGCAGAACGCCUCAAAUCAUCCAUUCCAAGCCACAAUGCCCACCAAGUAGAAAUUGUCUCGGGAGAAAACGUCCAGACAAUGCGCGAUUCGGACGUUAUAAUCCUAGGCUGCAAACCAUUCAUGGCGGACGACGUCCUCAGCGAAAAUGGUGUGCGCGAAGCCCUGGCCGGCAAAUUGGUUAUCAGCAUGCUUGCCGGACAAAGUGCUAACAAUCUUCUCUCGAUCAUCCAGAGCUCUGGAGCUUCAACUGCAACUAGAUCAGAAGGCGAAAGCCAGAAGUUGCCCGACCCAGUAAUAAUGAAAGCAAUCCCAAACAUGGGCGCCGAAUACGGCGAAUCAAUGACAAUCCUCGAAGAAUCACCAAACACACCAGCGCCAAUGAUCGAAAUCACAGAAUGGAUCUUCAAUCAGGUUGGAAAGAUAAAAUAUCUCCCCGUCAACCAGACAGGGCUAGCAACCGUGCUUGUGGGCGCAUCGAUUGCGGCACUGACGCUCCCCAUUGAGGGAUUGCUAGAUGGGUGUGUGGCAGAGGGGUUAAAACGGGGUGAUGCGAUGGAGAUUGUGUUACAGGGGAUUCGGGGAUUGACUGCUUCGCUUGAGGCCGGGACGCAUCCUGCUGUGCUGCGGGAGAGCAUUUCUAGUCCUAGGGGUUGUACGAUUCAGGCGCUUUUGGCGCUUGAGCGGGCGGGUGCUAGGAGUCAUUAUGCGGAUGCUAUUGUGCAGGGGAAUGAGCAUUUGAGGGAGAAGAUGUGA